GCAGUUAGGGCAGCGUAGUAUAUAUAUAUAAAGUAGAGUGGGAGAAGAAGGGAUAUCUUUAGCACAUAAUAUUAAAAUAUCCUGAUCGUGUUUUAAACAACUAUCAACGGUAUAUGGGAGUCGUAAGGACACGACUGUAUAAUUCUUUGAAUGUUCUCUGUUUGCUACCAAAUGCGGCAAGAAAAUAGAAUAAAAAGGUGUCCCCCCCCCCCACCCUAUUAAACAAAACAAAAUGUAAACGGAAUUGAAAAAUAGGUCACACAUCAAUGCCGCCAGGUGCGACAGAGGGUGAAAACACCAGUAAAUUUAACUUGUGAUCUUUGCACCUUACGAGUCGGUGAGUAAACAUUAGCCUUGUCGGCUGUAAAAGCCGUCGCAGUAUAUCAGUGGUUCCCAAUGUUUUUUUAGCGCGACCUAAAUCAGAGUUUUAUGAACACAUCGAAAAAAAAACGUCUUUAUUAAUGUAUGCAUUCUAUACUAUUUUUGGAUGUAUAUGAAGUAGACAAGAGACACAAGUUAACAAGUUGUAGUACAGAGUUUAUUAAACACAUGUUUGUUAACAAACUAAAGAAAAGAAAAAACUCGUUUUGAUAGAUUUAAAUCACCUAGGAACGACCCGUUUUUUAAUCCUGUGCGAAACAUACUUUGGUAACCACUGCCGUAUAUCAACAAGGGUGCUGCCAGGAAAGAAAAGAUACGUGUGUAAAUGGCACUAGCAAUGUAUGCAUAACGAUUUGUUUUUAUACUGUCGCGCAAGCUGACCGGAGGCUUAAUACAUAGCAGUUGGCAUAUGAGAAUAAAGCCGUAAAAUGCAGAAGUCGCUUAUAAAAAAACAGCAAUAUUGUUUACGCACGAUCUGAGGGGUGUAGGUCAGGUUGCUAUGUGAUGUGUUUAACGUUUACUGUUUUAGCAGGAGACGCUGUACUAUAGGGUUGUCAAUAGAUAUAGUUCUGAUGUUAAUGAAAUACAAAGCUCCUCCUGAGGGGGGUUGGGGGUGGGUGGUGACAUUCACCGCUUUCCUUACUUACGCCAUCGUGUGGGCUGUUCCGCGGGCUAUGAGCGUCCUUUUCGAUGCCUUUCAGCGGGAGUUUCAUUCAACCAAUUCAGCAACCUCGUGGAUAACGUCACUAAUGUUCGGUUUCCUCGCCUGUGGAACUCUGCCUGGAAGUGUCAUCACGGGUGUGCUUGGACCACGGAAGACAAUGAUGAUUGGCGGGGUGUUGUCAUGUAUAGGGACAGUCGUUGUGUCGCAAUCUACUAACAUCAACACAGCAUACGUUGGCAGCGUGAUAGCUGGUACCGGAUUCGGGUUCGCUUACUGUAAUGCUACCUCACAACUCGGUAUCUAUUUUGACCGCAAGAGGUCGUGGGCGUUCGGGAUGGCGUCUCUCGGUUCCCCGGCUUGUGGGAUGUUGCUGCCCCUUCUUAUGACCAUCAUCGCAGAAGUGUACGGUUGGUCAAGCGCCGUACUGAUUGUAGCAGGUUUCUGCUUAAAUCUAUGCGUCGGGGCAUCGCUUCUUCGGCCCGUUAUCAUAGAGGGCGACGAGGAUAGGAAGAUUAAAGAUGAUGGAAUGAAUUCGCCAGAUGUGGUUCGAAAAUGGGAUGCACAGUCGCUCACAAACUGCGACGACGAACUAAAUCCUGUGAUGUUUCCAGAGGUUGAUACUUUUCAGUUCCUAAAAGCGAUGUCGCGAUCUGCGAGCAAUAUUCAUGCGGCAGAGGACGUGUCUUCGGAGCAACAGGUAACUCACUCUCUACCGCAUCUUAACCGUCCCGAAGUUAGGAAUACCAGGUCAACUUACAAGCAAGCAAUUUUGAAUAACUUCCGCGCAAAGCAAGAACAAAACAACAACGAACUGACCGUGAAAUUGAACAUUGACACGUCAUCUGGUGACGACAAAUCCAUCCCUGACGUCACAUGCACGAAAGGAAGCGACCUGAAGCGAAUGACUGACGUCCUAGAACCUUAUAUUUCUCUCAUCAGUCAGUGGAGGUUCAUGUUGUAUGGCUUGGGAGGAUUCCUGGACUUUUUGGUUCGGUUUACCCCGACGUGGUUCAUCGUGGUGCAUGUCCAAUCACUUGGGAUGACCAGGGAGCAAGGGGCGUACCUUCUAAUUGUGUUUUCUGUCUUUGACAGCGUGAUUCGUCCGAUAUCAGGGUUCGCGACGACUUUCGUGUCCCAGAACCGGUUGCGAAGAGGUUUCGAAAUGUCAGCUUUCGCAACUACGCAAAUCUUGAUGGGGAUACUUAACCUUCUUUCAACGCUCGCAACCACAUUUCCAAUGCUUGCAGUCUACAUGGCUUGUUUCGGCAUGACGAAUGGUUUGAACGCAGUAUACUGCUUCCCAAUUAUCACAAGACUUGUUCCGAUCGAACGUUUGCAUCAUGCGAUUGGGGUUUUUCAUUUUAUAAGUGGACUUGGGAUUCUGACAGGGCCACCCUUUGCAGGAUACCUGGCUGACUGCUCCAAAAGCUACUCAGCGGUAUUUUAUUUCUGCGGAGUAGGAAGUCUAAUGUCAGGGCUUGUGGUGGGUGCUCUAUACAUACUUGUGCAAAAGUAUGGGGUACGAAUCACCCCUGUUCAUGCAGGGGAAGAAAAAACUCAAUGAUCUUGAAGCUUUCUUUUAAAAUACAAUAUUCAAAAUUGAGCUAAACAGGACGUUGUACUAUACGAAGUUAUUGUACUAUACGAAGUUACUCUGUCUACAGAACUUACCGUGCUACAGGAAAAUAAGAAAAACAACCGGACUCUCCUGACUUAAGUUCCAGUUGGUACGAUACUUUUGUUUUGAUGCUUUAUCUGCAUUUUAACUGUGCAAGUACG
Ciona intestinalis (vase tunicate) is the source of this 2824-nucleotide messenger RNA. RefSeq names its product monocarboxylate transporter 5-like. Gene Ontology annotation, molecular function: transmembrane transporter activity. Lineage: Eukaryota; Metazoa; Chordata; Ascidiacea; Phlebobranchia; Cionidae. Gene Ontology annotation, biological process: transmembrane transport. The record is from RefSeq and is a predicted model, not a curated record.